Molecule: messenger RNA, 564 nt
Organism: Colletotrichum chrysophilum
Lineage: Eukaryota; Fungi; Ascomycota; Sordariomycetes; Glomerellales; Glomerellaceae
Exons: 2
Coding region: 1-564 (187 amino acids)
Biological process (GO): protein phosphorylation
Cellular component (GO): cytoplasm
Molecular function (GO): protein serine/threonine kinase activity; ATP binding
Source: RefSeq, a predicted model, not a curated record
AUGAACGCGAUGAUCGACGACGACACUGUGCAGCUCGUCCAGAGUGCCGAGCUAGCCGUGAGGAUCGGGCCUGACGAGACCGUUAUCCAUGCUGGCGCCGACAAUGGACCGGGGAAGGAAGAGCACUGGAAGAGUGAAUCGUAUCUGGGAAGCGGCGGUGUUGGCUUGGUUUUCCGAGAGAAGUGCAUUGUGGGACCGUCCUUCGGCCAACUGAGAGCAGUCAAGGAAAUCCCGCGACCUAGGACCAAGAAGGACAUUGAUGUGGACAUCAUGAAUGAGCUGAAGGGACUCACCAUCCUUUCUCAGCCCCAGUACGAGGCAUACUUUGUAAAGACACUGGGUUGGUACCAGACGCCGUCCAAGGUGUUUGUGGCCAUGGAGUUCCUUCCGCAUGGAAAUCUGCAUUCGCAUCUAAUGGAUCAAGGGCCCAUACCGGAAGCCCAGGCGAGGCUCGUCAUUCGACAGGUGUUCCGCGGGCUAGCAUAUAUACAUCAACAUAAUCUGGCGCAUCGCGGGCUGAAACCAUCGGUAAGCCUGACACAGUCUUCUCCCCGUAAUCAGUAA